UACCACCUUCAUGAGCAAAACAGAGCUCAGCCCCCCUUGGCCAAAUGAACCGGCGGCCGUCCAAAGUGGCGGACUCCUCGUGCCCCUCCGCCCCCAACGUCCGUGAAAGCCUGAGACGGCGUCGUCGGCGACCGCCGAAAGGCCACGUGCCGGUGCGCGUGGGCGAGGAGAUGGAGCGGUUCGAAGUCCGCGCCGACCUCCUCAGCCGCCAGCCCUUCCUUGAACUGCUUCACCUCUCUGCCACCGAGUUCGGGUACGGGCAACGUGGCGUCCUCCGCAUCCCCUGCCCCGUCCCUCUCUUCCGCCGCCUCCUUGCCGCUUCGGCCGACGUCGCUGCCGAAGAGGUUUACCUGCUCGGCUCCUUCGACGACUUGCUCCUCGAUUCCACCGCCGCCGAUCAACGGCAUUCCGAUCAUCAAUAAGACCGAAAAACAGACGUGAAGGCAAUUGCGCAAAUGAUCAGAUUAAAGAGUUCCAUUUUUUAUGAUCGUCGUCAAUGUGAAUCGACUUUUUUUUUUUAUAUCUGUCGUGUUUUUUUGUAUGAAGAAGGAAAUCAACAACUGUGUAUAUAGUUUGGUCAACUCUGUUGGAUAAGCUUGAUGUUUUAUAUUAAUUAGGCUUGUUAAUUAAGCUUGUUCUUGUUUUUGAGAUAGGUGGGGUUGUAAGAUUGUAAAUAAAAUUUCACAUUAAAAUA
Messenger RNA from Zingiber officinale, 694 nucleotides. Its product is annotated as auxin-responsive protein SAUR71-like. Gene Ontology annotation, biological process: response to auxin. The record is from RefSeq and is a predicted model, not a curated record. Lineage: Eukaryota; Viridiplantae; Streptophyta; Magnoliopsida; Zingiberales; Zingiberaceae. The transcript has a single exon. Bases 45 to 422 code for a protein of 125 amino acids.